Messenger RNA from Spirodela intermedia, 2673 nucleotides. The record is from the annotation of a GenBank genome assembly. Lineage: Eukaryota; Viridiplantae; Streptophyta; Magnoliopsida; Alismatales; Araceae.
AUGGGCGGGGGAAACGGGCAGAAGGCCAAGAUGGCAAGAGAGAGGAACAUGGAGAAGCAGAAAGGGGCAAAAGGUGGGUGCAACCCGCACAGAUCUCUCGUUGCUUUCUUGAAUUUCGGUUUCAUCUACCUGUGUUUUUUCUUCUUCCCGUCUUCGAAUCGCUAUGAAUUUGGAUGAGAUCUGAAGAUCCGUCUUUGUUGGUGUGACCGUGCAGGUAGCCAGCUCGAGACGAACAAGAAGGCCAUGACCAUCCAGGUUUGAUUCCCCGUCCACCUAUCUUCUCAUUCAUUUUAUCGCAAAUUCUUAUGAUACGUGGUCCUGUUGUUUGCUUUUUAAUAGAGCCCUAGAACGAUUGAAAGAAAUUAACGGAAACGACAUAGAUUUUCCCAUUUACCUCCGAUCUGCAACGAAUUUUGCCACCGUAAUGUGUCGGGGGUGACUUUAGAAAAAAGGCAGAGGACUCUUAUGCUUGUUUGGAGGAAAGAGAAGUCUCGUCUUUCUGGGACCCCGCUGAAGCGUCUGAGAAUGUGUUGGUAGUAGAUCUACCAUAAAUCCGGUGAAUAAGUUUCCAGAAACUCAACCUCUACGUAUGAUAGAUGCUGAUUCCCCAGGAAAUUCUUAUCCAAAUAGUUUCUACAAUGCAAAAUUUUCAAUUAAUAAUUUUGGAAAAUAUAUGUUUCUGAGGGAAGUCAGAUCUUGUCCGAUCGCAAUGAUCUAAUCCUAUAUGCGCUGAAAUCGCUCGGAGAGCAUGGUCAAAAGGCUUUCAGUGAUCUCUCGAUAACGUAGAUUAUAAUUCUUCGUUGUUGGUCAGAGCGAUUCAAAGCUUGUUCACCUAUUUAUUCGAUUGUAGAGCUGCGAAGACUGUCAUGAGCAGAUCUCAUCCAUUCCUCAUCAUGUUUGUAUUGUGUGAUACUGACAAUCGUUCUGGGAGGAGUGCCGGCCCAUCGCUUCCUUCUCUAGAAAGAUUUCCAGGGACUAAAAUACUGCAAAUAUAUGGCAGAAGCCAGUGAAUUCAGUCCUGCACACAGGUAAAACCAUUUAAUCAGAACCCUUUGAGCCCUAUCGGGAAAUUUCCUGCUAGCAAGUGGGAAUUAUUGCGCCCAUUUCAUGUAUGAAAUCUUCUGUAGGACCCAAACUCCUGUCGUGUUAUUUGCUCAAUGUACAUUUUGUUCAAGCUAAAUCCCUAACAAAGGAUUAGGGUUGGUUUGAGCCAAUCAGGAAGUUUCCCACUUCAAAGUGAGACUUAUUGCCUCCAUUUCGUGUAUCAACUUUGUUGGAGUAGCCUAACCACAUCAUGUUAUUAACUUCAUGCGAAGCUUGUUUAGGUUAAAUCUCCUCUAAAACAUUAGCCUUGCAUCUGCUGGACUCCUUGAGUAACAUGAUUCUGUGCUGUUUCUAAGAAGGAACGAUGCAUUAUUUCAGAUGCUUACUGAAAAGAAUAUCAUUUUCAUGUGCACGAAUUGAUGAUACUCCAAGCUUUUUUUCUAUCGGUUUACUGUCGAGAAGGCUAGAAAAGGUCAAGAAAUGUGAAGUUAGGUUGAUUCUCCUCAGAUUAAAAAGCGGGUAUAUCAGGCGGAUUACCACGAAAAGGGAAUUGUCCCAUGGUGGGAACUAGGAACUGCCCUUUUUGGUGCAGGACGAUGCCACCUGACGUUCAUUCUUGUUCACUAGGAAUUAUUUCAGAAGCAUGGCCUAAGGUCAUACCUCGUACAUCUUUCUGCUUCCAGGUGGUGAUUCUCUGUGGUUUUUGAAGAGAGAUUGUACAUAUUGCCGCAUUCGGCAUAUCUUUAAGAGAGGGAAAAAAGAAGAACGUUAGGUCAACUCUAACGGAAGAAUACGAUUAUUCUUACUUUAUAAGACGAUUAAAAAUGGCUGGAUAUAGAGAGGGUUCUAACCAGAACGUUUUCCCAGAGGGUUUGCUUGUGGCUAUAUCAGCUGAUUUGUCUCUGAAUAUAGUUGACUUGUCCUGUAUUUAUGGAUGCAAAGUCAACUGAACAAUAUUAAUUUGUGUGAUUGUUGAUCAAAACGUAUCUGCCGAAAACUUCUGUCAAACGAGUUCGUGAAACCAAACGAAUGAUCAUGCGAUGCUUGCAUCUACAUGCUAGUAGGAUAUCAGCUAGAUAACUCUGCAUAUAUGGCCCAAUGAUUUUUUACCUUGCACAAAACUGGACCUGAAUCCAUCCAUUUCUCGCGCAAAAAAAAAAAAAAAGUUUUCUUCCUAUUUUUAUUAACUCCUUUUUUAAGUAAUUUCUCAAUUUUUUUAUGUCAUCAUCUGCAUGUCUGGAGAGGGCUGAAUGACGUUAGUUUCUGAAGCAAAUCAGAACCCACAUGAAGAAAAUUAUUAAAAAAACAUUUUCUUUCUUUAUUUUUUGUGACCACCCCCUCAGAACAAAAAAAAAAAAAAAAAGGAGAACUCCCAUUGUGUCUAGAUGACGCUGUUCCAGUCUCUUUUCUUUUUUUUCUUUCUUUUAUUCAUCUAUUUUCGAGAAUUUAUUUAUUUAUUUAUUUAUUUAUUUAUUUAUUUAUUUAUUUAUUUGGUUAUAUUUCUUUCAGUGCAAGGUAUGCAUGCAGACAUUCAUCUGCACCACUUCGGAGGUGAAAUGCAGGGAGCAUGCGGAGGCAAAGCACCCGAAGAACGACGUUUAUCUGUGCUUUCCCCAUCUCAAGAAAUAG